GCGAGUCCACGUUGCUUUGUGUGGCCACUCUGGCAAUAUAGUCAACAAACGAAAAAAAAGUAUUGGUGUCAUUCUUAGUGUUGUAGUGAAUAGCACACACGUUCGUACGAAGGCAUUUUCCCGCCAAAAUGGACAGUAAGGCUGGGCCGUCCAAAAGUAAAAUUAAACAGACUUUUUUUACUUCUCGUACUAAAAACAAGCGUCGACAUCGUGAUGACCUUGACUCGGAAGGUUCUGGAGAAUAUAUUGAUGAAGAUAUAUAUUCGCAAGGAGCUCAUGAGGAGUUUUCUUCAAGUUCAGAAGGAACUGGUAGCGACAAUGAUUUAAGUAUUUUUAAUGUAAGACAGAAAACGAAGACGACGUGCCCGCCCAAGAAGACCAGCCUCAGACCACGAGCUGAUGAUACUCCAUCUCAACCUUCAAGGUCAUCAGCAUCAAAGCGAGGUUUAAGUGAGUCAAACCAUAGCCCUAUUAUUCAAUGUAAGCGAUUGAAACCCAUGAAUAGAGAUGGCCCCACAACCAGAUUGAAGAAACCAGGUACAUGUGUUACAUCUGCUCAGUCUUCAAACUUACCUUCUACUUCCUCAGCAUCAAAGCCAGCGCUUCGCCAACUAGAACUCGACGGAAAUGGUAUUUUCGAGUUUAAGUACGAAUUUGACUGUCGUGCAACAUCGCCAUCUAUCGUGCAAGACUGUGGAGAUCUUCUUCCUGAUAUACCGGAGCGUCAUGACGCUUCGCUUUCUGCUUUGCCGGAACCGAUGUUUAAAUGUAGUACUCCUAGUAACUUACCAGAUGAUGACGAUGAUGUCCACUUACCUGACUAUUCACCUCACAAAUCACCUCAUAACUCACCUUCUCGUGACGGAGCCACUAACACCUGGAGCAGUAAUCCAACUUCAAUGAAAAUUAUAAAUUUUACUAAGAAACAAGAACUUUUAGUGCCACCUCCAACAGAUCCCUAUGAAGCUUUCCGGUUAUUAAUUGACGACGAACUAUUAGAUCUCAUAGUUCGGGAGACCAAUGCUAACGCAUUAAGAGUGGGUUCCGCAGAAAAUGUCAAGCGAAAGUCUAGAAUAAAAAAUUGGAAAGAAUUAACCAAGGAAGAACUGCUGACAUUUCUAGGACUACUUCUUCACACAGGCACGAUUAGAUUAAACCGUAUUAGUGAUUACUGGAAACGGCACUAUUUAUUCAAUAUUUCGUGCUUCGCAAAAUUCAUGUCCCGAAAUCGUUUUUUACUGAUUUUACGAUGCCUGCAUUUUACGUCUGAAACUAGCGAGGAAGACCGUCUGAUAAAAAUUCGUGCAUUAAUGGAUCAUUUUAACAAUAGAAUGAACACUAUUUAUUGUCCAGGUAAAGAGUUGUCAUUGGAUGAGUCCAUGGUUUUGUGGCGCGGUAGACUGUUGUUCAGAAAGUACAUUAAAAACAAAAGACAAAAAUAUGGUAUUAAGCUGUAUGUCCUCGCUGAGCCAGAUGGUACCGUUUUAAAAUGCCAAGUUUACGCAGGUGCAAAUGAUGAGACAUCAGGUGCAGGACAUGCUGGUAAGAUCGUCUUAAAACUUCUAGAGGAAAGGCUAGAUUGUGGCCACCAUGUUUAUAUGGAUAAUGAUUAUAACUCAUAUGGUUUGGCUGUAGAAUUACUAGAUCGACAAACUUACUGCACAGGAACGUUGAGGAAAAACCUUAAAGAAAAUCCUAUUGAUAUUGAGACUAUUUCACUGAAAAAAGGAGAAAACAAAUCAUUAUUUUUGAAUGGUGUUCAUAUCGGAAAAUGGAGAGACAAACAGCACGUACUGUAUAUCUCCACAGAACAUGGUGACGAGAUGAUGGAAACUAUUUCCAAAAAGGGAUCUGUUGUGAUGAAACCAGUGGCAAUUAUCCAUUAUAACAAUUUUAUGUCGGCCAUUGAUCUUCAAGAUCAGAUACUGGAUUAUUACCCAGUUCAAAGAAAGACGCUUCUCUGGUAUAAAAAGCUGUUUGUGCAUAUGUUACAAAUGAGCCUCAGUAAUGCAUUUUACUUGUACAACAAAUUUUCGGCAUUUGACAAAAUGAAUCUAUAUGAUUUCCGUUUGAAUAUAUUGGAAACGCUUCUACCUGAUCCCAAUGAAGUCAAUCGACGCAAUGUUUUGAAAGUGAAGCAUGAACUCACCAAAAUAGAGAAGACCCGAACUAGACUAAAGAAAGUAGGAAGUGUUGUAAAAGAAACCACCGAAGUGGCCCGAAAAGAAUGCAAAGGCUGCAAGGCGCAGAAAAAGAGGGUGCAGACAAUUUACGAAUGUAAGCAAUGUGAAGGAUCUCCAGGUUUCUGCACAAAAUGUUUCUGCCUAGUACAUUCCUAA
Molecule: messenger RNA, 2339 nt
Organism: Papilio machaon (common yellow swallowtail)
Lineage: Eukaryota; Metazoa; Arthropoda; Insecta; Lepidoptera; Papilionidae
Product: piggyBac transposable element-derived protein 4
Exons: 1
Coding region: 129-2339 (736 amino acids)
Source: RefSeq, a predicted model, not a curated record